CUUAAAUAGCCCCUGGGCAGGAAAAGGAAGGAGCUGGGGUGUGGGACAUUACACCGUGGGAGCAGCACCAGUCAGUGUCCUCUUAUCCCUUGGACACAACACAGCAACAGGGACGGGAGAGGGAUUCACAUACAGGCACUUGCUGGAGUGUAGGAAGAAGGUCCUCUGACCAGGAUGAACUUUGCCGCUCAGUUAUUCUACUCCAGGUAUUUGAGCGAGCGACUUGAGCGUUUGUACUCACCACGGCCUGCCCUUAAAGACAGCGAGGAGAAUGACCCCUUCUGGCAGAGGGAGGAGUUGUAUCUGGGCCCCAGUCAGCCCGGCAGCUCUUAUAAAUAUGGUCCUGUCAUUAACGGCGCCGUGGGCCGCAGAUCCACCCUUAUCGAACCAGAGCGUCUGAAGGACUUUGGUGUGGAGGAACUUCUCAAUGGUGAUGUAAAGGUCCACGAAACCAAAAUAGCGGUGGCCCCUGAGAUUGUCCUCAUGGACCCCCCUAAAACGAGAAGAGUCAGCGAGUUCAGGAUGAUCCCCAGACCUCCUGCCCAGUUCCUCCGCUUCGAAGACAUCAGCGCAGCUGCCUUCAGGAUCCAGACGGGGAUGCAGAAGACGCCUUGCACGUACUCCAGACUGUCCAAACAGUACGGGAUGGAGAUCUACCUGAAGAAGGAGCACCUGCACUACACAGGCUCUGCGAAGGAGAGAGGAGUGCUGUACCUGCUUACCUCCCUCACACAGGAGCAGCAGAGGAUGGGUGUGAUUGUGGCCACUGACUGUAACUUCUCCAUGGCCGUGGCUCACCACGCAGUGGAGCUGAAGAUCCCGGUGUUUGUCAUCAUGCCGUCAUGUUGCUCCUCGCCCCGGCUCAGGAUCUACAGAGACUACGGCGCCAUGGUCAUCUCCUAUGGCAGCACCAGCCAUGAUUCCCAGAACCACGCCCGCCAUCUGGCCAGAGAGAAUGGAUACCUCUACCUGGAAGAAGAUGACAGUACAGAGUACCUGGCAGGACUGGGCACUGUGGGUAUGGAGCUCUAUGAACAGGUGCCCAAACUGGAGGCAGUGGUUGUUCCUGCUGCAGGACAGUAUGGUCUGCUGGCUGCCACUGCUGCAGCCAUCAAACACCUCGACUCUCGGAUUCUCGUCAUAGGAGUUGAACCAGAAGAUUUCCCUUUGCUGCUACAAUCUCUCAAAACAAAUGGCCCAAUCAAAGACAUGCACGGCAACCCCAAUAAGAAACUUUAUGGAGAUCUUAUGGAGCAGUCACUCGGUGUUAACACCUUCCAGCUGGCAAAGAAACUGGUGGACAAAGUCAUCACCGUCAGCGAGGAGGACUCUCUGGUGGCGAUGCUGCGAUUUCAGGAGUUUGAACGCUCCACUGUGGACACAGAGGGAGCCAUGGGAUUGGCUGCCAUUUUGGCCGGACAACUACCAGAACUAAAAGGCAAAAAGGUGGCUGUAGUGGUGAGCAGCGCUAACAUGGAGCUGGAAGUGGUGAGGCAGUGCGUGGACCGAGCUUUGGUGUUGGACGACCGGAUCAGUAAGUUCUCGGUGCAGCUGGGAGAGUGGCCAGGAGACAUGGCUAAGCUGCUGGAUGUUCUGACCAGAGAGGACGUCAGGCUGCUGGAUGUCUGCCAUCGUAGACACAGCGACAAGUCAGACCUCUUCAAGGCGAAGGUGGAGUGUGUGGUGGAAACCCGGGAUAAGACGCAGAGCGCUCAUCUGCGCAAGACGCUCAGCGAGCGCUACCCCUCUAUAUGCUGGCUGGACCGGUGAUCACAGCAAAAUCAUAAACACAAAACUAGACUGAUUAAACUAAACAAGUGACAGAUUCACAACACUGGGAUAACACACCCUGUAACACACACUCUUAUGAUAUGCAAGCUCUGUGGUUCAUGAGACUCAUUAAGAGAACGCUUGAUCAGCAAACCUAAGUGUACAGAAAAGCCUUGAGAUUAUAGCGCAAAUGUUCUAUGUGUUCCUUCUGUUACUAAUGCUGCUUUUGUUUUUGAUCAUCAUGGCACCUUAAAUAUACUGUGGAGUGGUUAAACUGCAUCCCAGGGGAUGACUGUAGUUCUUGGGGAACACAAUGGCAGAACGGGGCUAUAUUUGUAGGGGUGACCAAGCUUUGUAUAUAACCCUCAAGUGAUUAAAAAAAUCUGUAACAGUGAUUAAAGCUUAUUUUUUUCUGUUGUUUGUAAAGCACAUAAAACAAUUACAAUUUAAAUGGGCGUGAAAGUGUGUCCCUGUAGAGUAACAGUUCUGCAAAACAUUAUUUGAGUUCCUGAGUGUGACUAGCCCUCUGGGCCUUCAUUAAUGGUUGUCAUGGGUGGCUACACUGUAGUCUGUGAUGGCCAUCCCUGGCCAACUUGUUGCCCCGCCCCUGGCAGAAUGUAAAUCAUACACUCUGCGUUAGCCGAAAGGUGGAGUGUGAAGAUAGAUGUAGCCUUACUCAUGCAGCAUACAUACAGCUCCCCAAAGCAUCACCGUAUAAGAUCUAUUUUUAAUUUAAAGUUUUUAAAUUGCUGUAAAGUGGUCUCCAAAUAAAAUUCUGGACAAAUGAA
Archocentrus centrarchus (flier cichlid) is the source of this 2558-nucleotide messenger RNA. RefSeq names its product L-threonine ammonia-lyase. The transcript is spliced from 11 exons. Gene Ontology annotation, biological process: L-serine catabolic process; L-threonine catabolic process. The coding region runs from base 175 to 1770 and encodes 531 amino acids. The record is from RefSeq and is a predicted model, not a curated record. Gene Ontology annotation, molecular function: threonine deaminase activity; L-serine ammonia-lyase activity. Lineage: Eukaryota; Metazoa; Chordata; Actinopteri; Cichliformes; Cichlidae.